AUGACUACCUCUUACAAGAAAUAUUCAUUUGUUGUCUUUUUGAUCUUCGCGCUUUUGCUCGUUUGCUCUCUUGGCUCGAAUAAUGUCAAAGCGAAAGGACUCAAAAAACGUGGUGGAGAACACGAGACGACCCCUUGCACAACUAUAACUAAAUGGGUCAAGUCCACCGUCUCUUGUUGUAAGACGGUCACAGAAUAUAAAAUUAAAAAAUUCACAAGCGUUGUUUAUGAGACAUGUUCUGCUACUGCAUACACCACUAUCCCAACAACGACUACUACAACUUCUACGACCACUACUUGUACUACAACCACUACAACCAAAACUACUUGUCCACCUAAAACGACUCCUUGCUGUGGUAAAGACGGUAAAGAUGGUGGUAAAGACGGUAGUAAAGACGGUAAAGACCCAUGA
Molecule: messenger RNA, 411 nt
Organism: Ambispora leptoticha
Lineage: Eukaryota; Fungi; Glomeromycota; Glomeromycetes; Archaeosporales; Ambisporaceae
Source: the annotation of a GenBank genome assembly